CCAAACACACUGCAGUGGUUAAAAGGAAAAUACCAAAAAAAGAAUAAAACAAAGAGAGAAAGAGAAUCAGAUGGAAACUGAAGGUGGGAAGGGUUAAAUUAUAAGUAUUUUACAUUCCAGAAAAAACAUUUUGCUUCUCUUUCUCUGUGAGAAGAUGGACCCGAAUGGUGGAUCGAGCUCCGCAGGGGCCGCAGAUGGAGCAUCUGAUCCCGCAGCUGCACGUAGGAGGCAUUCCAAGAAACCUAAAUGUGUAUUUCUUUUCUCUCUCUCCUUCAUUAUAGCUAUUUAUAUUUGUAAUUUCUUCUUUCUUUUCGUGUAUUGGAUUAUUAUUACUGCCAUUUACGUUUUUUUUUUUGGUCGGUGGGGUUGGGGCGGAGGAAUUUGAAGGGCAAAUCUGCAAUGUUGUGGAUCAGUUAUACAUUGUGUUAUAAUUCAAAUUUUCAAUAUUCUUGAGUGGCAUUACCUUUGGUCAUAUUUUGGAUCAAUUCUUGGAAUUUCUGGGUGGUGGCAUUAGCAUGAGUGAAUCGAAUCUGGGUUUCAUUCUCUUCAAGAAUUGGUAUCUGGAUUCUAGGUUUACACAGCAAGAGCUUCCUGCCUGCAAACCAAUUUUAACACCUGGAUGGGUCAUUUCAUCAUUCAUCUUUGUUGGCAUUAUCUUCAUCCCUAUUGGUCUUGCUUCCUUGUUUGCAUCAGAACGUGUGGUAGAAAUUGUACACGCUAUGACACGGACUGUGUUCCUGCAAGUUACCGCAAUGACAUGCUUGCAUAUAUUCAAAGCAAUGAAACUAAUAAGACCUGUACCAGGACAUUUCUUGUUCCAAAGCAAAUGAAAAGUCCUGUUUAUAUAUAUUAUCAGCUUGAUAACUUCUACCAGAACCAUCGCCGAUAUGUGAAGGGUAGAAGUGACAAGCAAUUGCGGAGCAGGGCAAGUGAGAAUGACACAAGUUCCUGUGAUCCUGAAGACGUCACAUCCAAUAAAUCUGCAAUUGUCCCUUGUGGUCUCAUUGCAUGGAGUCUUUUCAAUGACACAUAUGGGUUUUCUGUAAAUAACACGUUGCUAGGGGUCAGCAAAAAGAAUAUAGCAUGGAAAAGUGAUCAGCAGCAUAAAUUUGGGUCUGAUGUCUAUCCUAAAAAUUUUCAGAGUGGAGGCUUGAUCGGGGGUGCAAAACUCAAUUCAAGCAUACCUUUGAGUCAACAAGUGGAUCUUAUUGUUUGGAUGCGAACUGCAGCACUGCCAACUUUCAGAAAACUAUAUGGGAAGAUAGAGGUGGACCUUGAAGCUAAUACAGAGCUUACAGUUGUAAUAGAGAACAAUUAUAACACCUAUAGUUUUGGGGGUAAAAAGAAGCUGGUUCUUUCAACCACAAGUUGGAUCGGUGGAAAAAAUGAUUUCCUAGGCAUAGCAUAUAUCACCCUUGGUGGACUGAGCUUAUUCUUAGCAAUAAGCUUUUUACUUAUUUACAUCAUUAAACCAAGGCCGCUUGGGGAUCCGACUUUCUUGUCAUGGAACAGAAACCCAGCAGGACAUUUCAAUUUCAACUAGGCAUUUUCAAAAUGGUUCCAUCUAUUGAGGGGUUUUUGAUGCAACAUGGUUCCAUUCUCAGUUUGUCUUAGAAAAUUGUACUUACUAUUUAUGUUUGAAGACUUCCAACUAGAGUAUAUAUAUAUAUAGCUCUGCAGUUAUUGAA
This is a messenger RNA of Vitis vinifera (wine grape), 1688 nucleotides long. RefSeq names its product ALA-interacting subunit 3. Gene Ontology annotation, cellular component: Golgi apparatus; endoplasmic reticulum; plasma membrane. The transcript is spliced from 8 exons. The coding region runs from base 620 to 1543 and encodes 307 amino acids. The record is from RefSeq and is a predicted model, not a curated record. NCBI's taxonomy places the organism in Eukaryota, Viridiplantae, Streptophyta, Magnoliopsida, Vitales, Vitaceae.